AUGUCGUGGUUCGGGUGGGGCGAGCCGUACUAUCGCAGUCCGCGGCGGGAGCCCUCGGAGGUGGUGACGGACACGCUGAUGCUGGAGCUGAGCUGGCAGUUAAAGGAGACGGAGAGACUGCAGAGGGAGCGAGAGAGCGAGUACAGACGGCUGAAGACGGGCGUGGACUACAGCUGGCUCGUGACCCCGCCCCGCAGCACCUACAGUCUCCGCCCCGGGGAGAGGCUGGGCCUGGAGGACCUGUGUGGCAAGGUCCACCCCUCCUACUGCGGCUCAGUCAUACUCAGGUUCCGACAGGUGUUGAUAGAGAACGAACCUGAGGUGCACGAGGUUUCCGGACUCUUCCGCAGCGUUCUGCUGGAGGCGCUGGAGCGUUUCCAGGAGGAGGAGGAGGCCCAGCGGCUGGCCCGGCAGUGGAAUAACAGACGAGCCAUCAGCAUGUCUCUGCUCAACUUCAAAUCUCGCGUCCGCAUCAAUCCGUUCGGCAGCAGCGUGGGGCUGAUCUCUGCCGGCGGCGGCGGCGGCGGGGGGGAGGGGGCCGAUGGGGGGGAGGUGAAGACCAUCUCUGAGGACGUGGAGCGGGGUCUCGGGCAGACGACAGAGAAGGCACAGAGAGUGUGGAGCAUGCCCGACUUCAGACACAAAGGCGUCAACGGCAACGCGUGA
Messenger RNA from Chanos chanos (milkfish), 666 nucleotides. RefSeq names its product retinal degeneration 3, GUCY2D regulator (gene rd3). The record is from RefSeq and is a predicted model, not a curated record. The coding region runs from base 1 to 666 and encodes 221 amino acids. The transcript is spliced from 2 exons. Lineage: Eukaryota; Metazoa; Chordata; Actinopteri; Gonorynchiformes; Chanidae.